AUGACCGGCAGAGAAAAGCACACGGUCCGCGCUGUUAUUGCUGGCAGCUGGCUAGAGAACAACCAGCCGGCCCGCAUGUACGGCCAAUGGCGGCGCGGGCGCGGCUACAAGAAAGAGGGGCGGGAGCGCAGGAGCCCCGGCGGCGCCGAGGCGGAGAACGGCCGCAGCGACGGCGCUGCCAUGGCGGAGAAGGGGCGGGGCGGCGGCGGUGCCGUGGCGGAGAAGGGGCGGAGCGGUGGCCGUGCCGUGGCGGAGAAGGGGCGGAGCGGCGGCGGUGGCGGUGCCAUGGCGGAGAAGGGGCGGAGCGGCGGCGGCGGCCGUGCCGUGGCGGAGAAGGGGCGGAGCGGCGGCGGCGGCCGUGCCGUGGCGGAGAAGGGGCGGAGCGGCGGCGGCGGUGGUGCCGUGGCGGAGAAGGGGCGGAGCGCUGCGCGGAGUGUGCUGGGGCUGCAGGAGCGGCUGCGCUGUGCGCGGGAGCCCGCCGAGAUUAUAAAAACACUUAAGGUACUACAAGGUUUGGAUUUAUCACUGGAUGUUUUAGUGGAAACUGGCAUAGACAAAACAGUUAACAGUUUUAGGGAACAUUCCACUGCUGGGAAUGUAGCUAAAAGUCUGUUAAAACAAUGGAAAAAGCUUAUUUCUCCAGAAAGUAAAAGUGAUCACAGGGAAAGAAAAAAUAAUGAAAAAGAAAAACGUAAGAUGAAAUCUUCUGUUUCCAAGGAGAUUAAGCCUUCAGAGAAGCCUGAAACAUCUGUACUGGCCUUUAGAAGUUCCAGUAGUGUUCCCAUUUCUACAAGGUUGAAUAAAGAGCAUAUUUGUAGUGAAAAGACCCAUCAAAGUACAAAUUCUGAGUCUCCAAAAGAGUGUGAUAAUGAAUGUAGCAGCAGUGGUUCUAAGCAUGCUUCCCAGGGUACCAAUUCUCAGGCUAAAGAAAGUGAGUUCAGAGAGAGCAUCUCCACUGAGAGCAAGAAAAUUUCAGAAAAGCAGCAUUCCUCUGCAGCCAAUGAAGGCUUAUUACCCCUGAAGGAAAAACUUUGUAAGAAGGCUUCCAAACAGAGAAAUCCUAAACGUGUGAAGAAACCAAAACAAAGUCUUGUCGUGAAAGAUGAAGCCAAAUCAUCUAGUGAUGAGGAAUUUGAACCCCCUACGAUGUCUUUUGAAUCUUAUCUGACUUAUGAUGAGGUUACCAACAAAAGAAAGAGAAAGGCUUGCUCCACAGGUGCACGGUCAAAAAAGUGCAGUGAACAGAAGAAUAGCUCAUUAGCACAAAAGACUUCAAAACUUUCUCAGGCAAAAGAGGGAGUUGAAGAUGUAAAAAAAUGUGAGAGUGAUCAAUCAGAAACUCCCAGUAAAAAGGCCAAAGUGGCAUCCCUCCAAGAGCUUCUUAAUACUCCACUACCUAAAACUCUGCCAGGCAUCUCAGAAUCAUUUCCCCCAUGUGCUGCAGACUUUACAGUGUCUGCAGUACCCGUUGUAGAAGCUCCCCAGCAAGUCGAUGAUAUAGUUCAAUUCACAGGACAGAGACUGAACUCUAAAAUGCAGGUUUACUCUGGCUCUAAGGCAGUCUGCCUUUCCAAGAUGCUCACGCUGUAUGAGCAGUGUGUCCGCGUGCUCCACAACAAUAUUGAGUUGCUACAAGCAGCAGGAGGUGUGCCCUUUGACAUUCUUGAGCCUGUGCUAACACAUUGCACACCAGCGCAGUUGUUUCGAAUAGAGAAAUGUAAUACGAUGUUUAUAAAAGAGACUGACCACUUGUGGAAGAAACACUGCCAAAGAGACUUUAAAAAUGAGAGCCUUCUGGAAUAUGAGUCUUGGCGUGAAAUGUACUGGAGACUGUUUAAUCAGAGAGAAGAAAAACUGAAGGUUCUUACAAAAAGUAUUCUUUCAGCUCAGUCUGAGAAACCAAAGGGCAGGCAAGCAAAAAUGGCUUAUGUGACUGGUGCAGCAAAACCACCUAGGAACAUUUGCCGACAGCAACAAAUCCAUGGGACAGCAGGACCUGUCAUCCAGCUUCAUCCCACACAGAAGUGCAAAACAGGGAUUCCAGAAAUGAGAGACAGAAAUAACACAUUAUCAAAUCUGAUACCUGCUGGCAACUAUAGAAGUUCUAGCUCAGGUGUCAUGAUUCAAGAUGGAAAGAAGCCUACCAAAAAAAUAGCACCGAUCAUGAAGAAAACUUUGAAAGCACUGAGGCAGAGUUGGACAACGAUAAAAUGA
This is a messenger RNA of Prinia subflava (tawny-flanked prinia), 2214 nucleotides long. RefSeq names its product elongin-A-like. The record is from RefSeq and is a predicted model, not a curated record. NCBI's taxonomy places the organism in Eukaryota, Metazoa, Chordata, Aves, Passeriformes, Cisticolidae. Gene Ontology annotation, biological process: transcription elongation by RNA polymerase II. Gene Ontology annotation, molecular function: protein binding. Gene Ontology annotation, cellular component: nucleus; elongin complex.